UUUGACUAUCGCCGGCUGAUUAGACCCUUCAACUGAGACGGGUGCAAAUUUGUUGGUUUCUGAAUGCAGGUGCGAGACUGGUGUUCAUCAACCCUGGAAACCCAACGGUCAAUGUCUAACUCAGCAAAACCUGAGAGAGCUAAUUGAGCUCGGCUACAGAGAGAGACUGGUAUUGUUCGCCGAUGAGGUCUACCAGACCAACGUGUAUCAAGACGAGCUUCCCUUCGUCAGUGCAAAGAAGGUUCUAAUGGGCAUGGGCGGAAUCAUCAGCAGAGAGUUGGAGCUCGUCUCCUUCCAUACAGUCUCGAAGGGUUUCCUUGGGGAGUGUGGACGACGAGGUGCUUAUUUGGAAAUGACCAACAUUCACCCGCUGAUUGUGGAGGAAUUGUGUAAGGUGGCAUCUAUUUCACUUAGUCCCAAUAUUACCGGUCAAAUCAUGCAAGGAAAUAUUGGAAUCUCUGAGAAAGCGGGCUUAUAUUAUGACGGAUGGAUUCAACAGCUGCAAGAACAUAGUGCGAUGUAUUCCUUUCCUCGAGUGAUGUUGCCACCUGGAGCUUUUGCCGCUGCUAAGAAAGAAGGCAAGGCCCCAGAUGCGUAUUACUGCUUGAAGCUUCUGGAGGCUACCGGAAUUUCAACUGUACCUGGAUCAGGCUUCGGUCAAAAAGACGGGUGA
Molecule: messenger RNA, 673 nt
Organism: Marchantia polymorpha subsp. ruderalis
Lineage: Eukaryota; Viridiplantae; Streptophyta; Marchantiopsida; Marchantiales; Marchantiaceae
Source: the annotation of a GenBank genome assembly